Thunnus maccoyii (southern bluefin tuna) is the source of this 4676-nucleotide messenger RNA. It is a transcript of the gene stil, whose product is annotated as STIL centriolar assembly protein. NCBI's taxonomy places the organism in Eukaryota, Metazoa, Chordata, Actinopteri, Scombriformes, Scombridae. Bases 452 to 3718 code for a protein of 1088 amino acids. The record is from RefSeq and is a predicted model, not a curated record. Gene Ontology annotation, cellular component: centriole; centrosome. Gene Ontology annotation, biological process: centrosome duplication; mitotic spindle organization; protein localization to centrosome. The transcript has 17 exons.
GCCUGCAGGGGGCGGUGACGUGUUUUGGAGCCUUUCAGCCGCAAACAGCAACAAGCUGGAGACAAACAAGUUGGGAACGAAGUGCCACGCCAUUGGUCAGAGUCGCUGCGGCUCGGCUUCCUAUUGGCUGAUAGAGUUGCCCCGCCAGUGAGGUCUAGAAACAGCGCCAUAACCAAACUGUGGACAACUUGUUGUAUUCUGCGCUCGAUCUUUCUUCAUUAGAGUUUCACAGAGAAUAAAGUCGCUUCUGGACGUUUGCGGCUUUAUUAACCGUUCAAUUACAGCGCGGGAGAGUCGACCUCUGUUCUGUUUGUGAAGCUAAAGAAGCUAACGAAGCUAACUGACGAGGCUGAUGCGGCCCCAACUGGAAGCUAACGUGGCUAACUGACGUCAGCGGGUGUUUCCAGAGAAAGUGACCGAGCACAGCGGCGCUUUGUCGGCCAAAGCAGGGAUGAGCUGCCCGGUGAAGCUCCAGGCUCUGCCGGCGGGAGUCUUUGAAGAGGUUUUGACUCCCGAGAAUGUGCGAGGAAGAAACUCUUUCUCUCCGCUGAGUUUCCCAAAGUCCAGAUCAGCUCUGUGGGACGGCAGCCCUGCAGGAGAGAAGCUCCGCCUCCAGCUCUGCUCUCACAGGAAGCCUCGGUUGCUGCUGCUGGAGAAAACUCUGCGUCUGGCGCAGCGUCACGCUCGCCACAGCAACAAGCCCCGCCUUCAGUGCUUCUUCCUGGGAUCAGUGUCAGUGGACGCAGAUGAGGAGGGGGUCACAGUGACUCUGGACCGGUUUGAUCCGGGUCGGGACCAGCCCGGAGCCUCGGGCAGGGUUCCCUCUGCCCUGCUGCCCGGAGACGUCCUGGUUCCCUGUUUGUUCUCCACACAGACGGAGACGACGUCAGACGCUGUCGUCCAAUCAGAGGCUGAGCUCCAUCAGUGCUUCAAGGUGUUGCAGCAGCACGUCAGCAGCCGACAGGCUCUGGAUCUGUCUCAGCUGUUAAAGGUCAGAGGUCGUGUGUCCUGCUCGCAGCAGUCAGACGCGGCGGCGUUCACUCUCAGGUGGUCGGCCGUCUGUCCGGCCGCCGGCGUGGACGUCCAGCCGGUCCGAGCCGUUCCCAUCAUCCCCACCGCUCUGGUGAGGAGUCUGACCAGCGUGAGUCGGCCGCACGCCGCCAACCGCCAGAGAGGGUUUCUGACCAUGGAUCAGACCAGGAAGCUCCUCCUGCUGCUGGAGUCGGACCCCAAAGCCUCCAACCUGCCGCUGGUCGGACUCUGGCUGAGUGGAGUCACACACGUCUCCAGCCCUCAGGUCUGGUCCUGGUGUCUGAGGUUCCUGUUCAGCUCCGCCCUGCAGGACAGAGUUCUGUCAGAAAGCGGCUGUUUCCUGCUCGUCGUGUUCGGAGCGACUCACAGAGCUCCUCAGUUCUUCCAGUGUCGAGGCCCCGGACCGGGACCGGGACCGGGACCGGGACCACAGCUGGACUGCCAGCUGCUGACGGCCUCCCAGACCCUCACACUCUACCAGCAGGUGGCGCCGGUGGACGGUCAGACUCUGCAGUGCGAGCUGAGCUCAGAGAGUCACAGCAGACAGAAGCAGACGUUCAGAGACGCUCAGAACUCCUUCAACAGCGUCUCGCCGCCCGCCGGUCUGUCCGUCAGCGACCACGACUCUGGAGUCGAGGACGAGGACCUGUCACCACGACCGUCCCCGAGUCCACACCUCCCCGCCCAGCAGACUCGGAGAGUUCAGCCGUCUGUUCCUGAACUUUCUCUGCUGAUUGACAGCAGCUUCACCUCCUCCAAUCAGAAUGCUUGGAAGGACUCUGACUCCACCCACAGACCGUCUCCUGACAGGAAGUCUGCUCCUCCACUUGGAAACACCUCCUCCUCAACCUCCUCCUCCUCCUCUGCUCCCAGACCGGCUCCUCCUCCUCUUCACCUCCACAGCACCCCCAACUCCAACCUGCAGCAGCCCUGCACCUGCUGCUCCGCCCACAGCUACGACUGCACCUCCAUCUUCUCCUCCCCAGGACUCCACCCUCCACCUGCUCCCUCACAUCACCUGACUCCUGCUGCUCCCUCACAUCACCUGACUCCUGCUGCUCCUGCUCCCUCACAUCACCUGACUCCUGCUGCUCCUGCUCCCUCACAUCACCUGACUCCUGCUGCUCCAUCCAGCCUCCACCCUGCUUCAACUCCCUCUAGCAACCAUGCUGAUCCUCCUCGUGUUCCUCCUUCCUCUAAUCAUCCUGCUCCUCCUCCAGCACCUCCUCCCUCUCAUCACCAUCCCCCCCACAGCUCCUCCUCUCCCCCCUCCAGCCUCCUCCCUCCUGCACCGGUCCCGUGGCGCUGUGACUCCUCCUCUCCUCACCCUGCACCUCCCCCCCGCCUCCCCCGGCCCUCCUGUAUGAAUCAGUGCUGUGAGCAGCAGCAGCAGCAGGCCGGCGUCGUUCCGUCUGACGCCUACCAGCUGCUCCUCCACCAGGACCGCCAGCUCCGCCUCCUGCAGGCUCAGGUCCAGAUGCUGCUGGAGGCUCAAGGGAAGCUUCAGUCCUCCAGCCGACAGGCGGACACUCAGACACCUAGAAGCACCGCCAGCAUCGGCGUGGAGACAGGUGCCAGUCUGUUCUGGGGGGAUCCUGUCCAGCCCCUCCCUCAUCAGGAAGCACCACCCAGACCUCCUCCCCUCUCCUCCCCCAGCACCUCCUCCUCCUCCAGACCUCCCUCCUCCUCACAGGACGUGUCCGUUAUCAGGCCGGAGGACGGUGACAUCACAGGCCAGGAGGCUCUCUGCUCCCCCUCCAGUCAGCACAGUGUUGACGGCCUGCAGAGUGUCAGCAUGUACGGAGCUUCAGACGAACAGCAGAGCUUCUACCACAACCUGAUGACUCAGCUGACCAGCCGUCUCCAGGACUCGGACAGCAGACAGGAAGUGGAGGAGGAGGAGUCGAGGAGGAGCAGCCUGUCUGUGGUUUCUGACCGCUCCCAGCCCUCCCAGCCCUCCCAGUCCUCCCAGUCCUCCUCAUCCAGGAGAAAGCAGCAGAGCUGUGGAGGAGACCCGGUGGUCAGCGCCACUCUGCGGCGGCUGCAGCAGCUCGGAGUCGAUGUGGAUGAAGAAGAUCUGACAGAAUCCGACAGAAGAAUCCAUAAAACAGUGGAGAGCAGCAGCACUCUGGCGUGCAUCAACCCUGCGGCAGUUCUGUCCCGACUGAGCGUCUCGGAGCCGACAGCCAGCGCUCUGUUUCCUGGAGGCAGCGUGGAUCUGAGUCUGGAGGCCAACGCCAUCGCCCUGCGCUACCUGAGCGACUCCCAGCUCAGCAGGCUGUCUGUGGGUGGCCACGCCCCCCGACCAGGCCCCGCCUCCUCCGCAAACUCCCUGCUGUCACCUAGCAACAUGUCUCUGGCCACCAGGAAGUACAUGAGGAGGUACGGCCUGAUCGAGGAAGAGGAGGAGGAAGAGGAGGAGGAAGAGGGGGUCCGGGAGGCGUCGGCCCACCAGCCGCUGACUGAAGCUCUGAACCUGAAGCUCCUCCCACAGAGUCAGCUGAUCCAAGACCUGCGGCCAAAAAUGCGGCUGCUGGCCGGCGGUGUCAAACCAAACGCCAUGGACAAGGAGAACUGUUCCAGUGGGCAGCCAUCUUUAGUCAGGGCGAGCAGCCGCCAAACCGAAGGAUCUGUGGGAAACAUCCUGGACCUGAGCCGCCUGAGACAGCUGCCCAAACUCUUCUAACACCAACCAACCAAUCAGCUGCCUGAGACAGCUGCCCAAACUCUUCUAACACCAACCAACCAAUCAGCUGCCUCGGACAGCUGCCCAAACUCUUCUAACACCAACCAACCAAUUAGCUGCCUGAGACAGCUGCCCAAACUCUUCUAACACCAACCAACCAAUCAGCUGCCUGAGACAGCUGCCCAAACUCUUCUAACACCAACCAACCAAUCAGCUGCCUGAGACAGCUGCCCAAACUCUUCUAACACCAACCAACCAAUCAGACGCCUGAGACAGCUGCCCAAACUCUUCUAACACCAACCAACCAAUCAGCUGCCUGAGACAGCUGCCCAAACUCUUCUAACACCAACCAACCAAUCAGACGCCUGAGACAGCUGCCCAAACUCUUCUAACACCAACCAACCAAUCAGCUGCCUGAGACAGCUGCCCAAACUCUUCUAACACCAACCAACCAAUCAGCUGCCUCGGACAGCUGCCCAAACUCUUCUAACACCAACCAACCAAUCAGCUGCCUCGGACAGCUGCCCAAACUCUUCUAACACCAACCAACCAAUCAGCUGCCUCGGACAGCUGCCCAAACUCUUCUAACACCAACCAACAUGAAACCAGUAAGAGAAGCAGCUGCUGGUUUUACUGGGAGAUGCUCUGAGAGCUUUAAACAGUGUUUAGCUCUGCUGGUCUGACUCAGGUCCUGGUUUUCAUGGUUAGACUGGUUUUACUGGGAAUCCUCCAUGUUUAGGGUGAGCUGUGGAAACAUCCUGAAACUGAACAGAAACAGGAAGCAGCUUAAAACUGUCACAUGUUAAAUGGAGUCUGGUGCGUCUGAGGGUUUCUUACUGGUUUCACUGGGAAUCUGCCGUCUUCAGGUUGUUUUACUCCACUUAUUGUAGCAUGAAAAUGUGUUUUUAAUUUUAUCAUUUGUUGUUUUUAUGUGAAAUGUCUUUUGCACAUUUUUUAU